This is a messenger RNA of Cebus imitator (Panamanian white-faced capuchin), 1086 nucleotides long. RefSeq names its product coiled-coil domain containing 28B (gene CCDC28B). The coding region runs from base 346 to 1071 and encodes 241 amino acids. NCBI's taxonomy places the organism in Eukaryota, Metazoa, Chordata, Mammalia, Primates, Cebidae. The record is from RefSeq and is a predicted model, not a curated record. The transcript has 5 exons.
UGACAAAGCCACCACCAUUUUGUAAGGAACUGUAGCUUCUCUCUGAAACUGCCGGGAAAGGGAAAAUCUUUUUAAAAUUGACGUCACACAACCAACAGGGUCCCCUAGGUUCAGACGGGGAGGUGAGAGGAACGGCGUAGCACAUGCGGGGAUGCUCCUCCCUUCUCACCCUUCCCAGCUAAGGAGAAGGUCACUUUCUCUUUAAAUGCAAAUUAACUCCCUCCAGCUUAGCUUCCACCCGGUGGUGUUCCCAGGAGGAGAGGGCGGAGGGCGGAGGGAACUUGCACUGAAGGAAGCAUCAAUCGAGACCCCAAACCUCCAGGUGUGAGGCCCAGACAGCACCCAAUGGAUGACAAGAAGAAGAAACGGAGUCCCAAGCCCUGCCUGGCCCAGCCAGCCCAGGCCCCAGGCACACUACGCAGGGUCCCUGUGCCUACCAGCCACAGCGGCUCCUUGGCCUUAGGACUUCCUCAUCUGCCAUCCCCUAAGCAGCGGGCCAAGUUCAAGAGAGUAGGCAAGGAGAAGUGCCGCCCAGUGCUGGCCGGAGGUGGAGGCGGCUCUGCAGGCACGCCCCUGCAGCACUCCUUCCUGACCGAGGUGACUGAUGUCUAUGAGAUGGAGGGGGGACUCCUGAACCUGCUCAAUGAUUUUCACUCGGGCCGGCUGCAGGCCUUUGGGAAGGAAUGCUCCUUUGAGCAGCUGGAGCACGUUCGGGAGAUGCAGGAGAAGCUGGCUCGGCUGCACUUCAGCCUAGACGUAUGUGGGGAGGAGGAGGAGGAUGAAGAAGAAGAGGAUGGGGUCACUGAGGGGCUGCCGGAGGAGCAGAAGAAGACGAUGGCUGACCGUAACUUGGACCAGCUGCUUAGCAAUCUGGAAGACCUGAGUAAUUCAAUGUAUCCUUUCCAAGGAACCCAACUGUGUGCAUGUUCCUGCGAGGUCAGUUUCCUCCUCCCCAGCACCCUCCAGGAGUAUUCACACACAACCAACUUCCCCACCUCUUGCACUCUUGUCAGAUUUAGCCAGAUUGCCCGAACCCCCAGGUACAGGAAUUUAGAGUUUCCCAAAAAUUAGAAGAAAAGUGGUUGC